Messenger RNA from Fusarium redolens, 741 nucleotides. RefSeq lists its product as uncharacterized. The coding region runs from base 1 to 741 and encodes 246 amino acids. The transcript is spliced from 3 exons. The record is from RefSeq and is a predicted model, not a curated record. Lineage: Eukaryota; Fungi; Ascomycota; Sordariomycetes; Hypocreales; Nectriaceae.
AUGGUAAUAGACUGGCGCUUGCUUAUAUUCGUAUUCAAUACUAUACAGCCCUUGCCGCGCUGCCUGUUCGCUAUAACCGCCAAUACCGAGCCCUUAACGCAAGCAGCGCCAAAUACGAUGCCUGAAUACGAGGUCAAGCUCCCGCUCGAACCCACCGCAGUCCUUUGCCCCAACAAGGAGCUCGAGAGCACCGUCCUAUCGACCUUUGAUAUGCCCUCAAGUGUCACCAAGCAGAAUAUCCAGUUUCUCAACCCGAUUGGUAAGGAUAUCUAUACCGCCGGUUGGAGCGUACCCAUUCGCAAGAUUGAGAACGACGAUGGUUUCGACGCCGGCGAUGCGAACUGCAAGACGAAGGUGGUAGAGUCUAUAAAUAGCUGGAUGGAUCUGCCGGGGGAGUUAAACUUGCGUGUAAUGUUAAUUGACGAAGCGCCUAAUAAUUUUGAUAACUGGCAGGGCAAUGACUGGGGCACUGGUGCGUUGGUAGAGUUGCGUAUCUUUGGGCCGGUCUGCGCUAAGCGCUCUGUUGGUAAGUGGGAGGGGAUAUGGCUCUACAUUAAGGUCUGGCCUAUUGGCAACCGUGUAGAUACUGAAAUCGACUACCUCGUUGAGGCAUCUUUUAAGACUGAGUGUUGCAGGACAACCUCGAUUAAGCAUGACAGUCUUAUCUCCUACCUGCAAGGCAAGGGUUGGUUUCUCUGUAAGGACUCACUAAAGAUGCAGCUCAUUAUGGAGCGCUAUUAA